GCAGACAAUCAAUUCCACAGCUGGCAGAAGAGACAGAGAUCAAGAAAGAGGCCAACCAGCAUAUUAUUCUUAUCCAUCUCCUUCCAGUAUCUGCCACUGGCUCUGCGCCCCGACUGGAACCUUCAAGCCGCGACGUCUUCCCCCACAACUUCAGCAAAAUACCAUGCGUGCUUCAUCUCUUUUGCAGCAAGCCGCCGCUGCCAGAGCUCCACUGAUUAAGUUCAUUGGAAAGCGCACUGUUCCCAAAUCCGUUGACCACUCUCCCCGGGCCCAUCCUGCCUCCCCUUCCUCUGAGCUGCCCGAAUCAUUCGCCACCUACAGAGCCAAGGCCCAGCAGCAUGGCCCGCUGAACUACUCGGCGCAAACGAACGGAAUCUACGGCGGGGCCAUUGGAGGCCAACCUGGUGCAUCGCUCGGGUCCGUGGAGCCGAAGAAGGGCGAAUACUUCGAUCGAAAUGAGCUUCCUGAAAGAUUCAGACGCCUGACCUGGUCGCAAGAAGAAAUUGAUGCUGUCGAGACCGGCGGCGCUAGCCUGUUUGCAUGAAUAUAUGGGGCUACAAGUGAUGAUAUGCUGUCUUUCCUAUAUAUGAAUGCAUGUGGGACACUCGCAGUUCCUCUGGCACUCCAGGGAAGAGCGCUUAGAAGGUCUCGAAAAUAACCCCACCAGGCUGGCUCCUUAGCAUUGGGCAGCCGACAAUGUCGCCCUCCUCGAUACCCUCUAUUUUCCAGCUCACAAUUCAUCCUCAUCGAAUUGCCGCUGCUGUAUCACCAAUUUUCUAUGGUGUGGAUAUUACAAAUUGGUUUUCCUCACGGUAUCAUGUGUUCUGGGGAGGAAGGGACAAUAUCAACUCAGUUUUUGUUACUACUGCUAUCUCAUCAUUUACUAAUAGGCGUUGCUGGUUUGUUUGUCGUGAAAUAUCGCCAUUUUUCCAAGCGGGUGAUUGGGGCCAAUUCUGUUAUGAAUACUGUUUUGGUAGGCCAGGCUCUCUUCCUGCAAUUACAUUCUUUGUCAGAUAGGGUGUACGGUACUGUCUGCUCAACAAAUAUUACUACUUAAACCUACUA
Histoplasma capsulatum G186AR is the source of this 1065-nucleotide messenger RNA. RefSeq lists its product as uncharacterized. The coding region runs from base 164 to 544 and encodes 126 amino acids. The transcript has 2 exons. Gene Ontology annotation, biological process: 2-oxoglutarate metabolic process. The record is from RefSeq and is a predicted model, not a curated record. Lineage: Eukaryota; Fungi; Ascomycota; Eurotiomycetes; Onygenales; Ajellomycetaceae.